Molecule: messenger RNA, 649 nt
Organism: Closterium sp. NIES-67
Lineage: Eukaryota; Viridiplantae; Streptophyta; Zygnematophyceae; Desmidiales; Closteriaceae
Source: the annotation of a GenBank genome assembly
UGAGGACAGGAGCAGCAUUUCGUUGAUUAGCACAAAUCGCCUUUGCAGGUCACUGAACGCUCAUCGCUCCAUUAUUUUUUUUCUCGCUUGGACGGAACCUGGUGUUUCUCCCGCCGUCCUCCGCUCAACAAGCAUCCGUUCCUGCAUUGCUAACGGCUCCACAUGGGCCGCUCCCUGUUAAAGCAGGCGGCUCGCCUAACGCUCCUAAUCCUGCUCUCAGCCUCCAUCGCAAAUGCUUUACUCUGCCCAAACUUCCAAUGCGGCGAGGGACUAUUCACGCUAGGGAAAUUCUUAGAUCCAAACACGCCGUCGGAUGUCUUUCUCGAGCCAAGUGACCCUCUGGUGGAGGCGUAUUUCUUUCCGGGGCAGAUGUACAACUACAACCAGUACAACAUCUUCGACGAAAUGCUUAGCGAUCCGUACACCGACUGUUACAGGUUCUGCGCGGGUUACAACUCGAAGCUGCCGGCCGACGCGGGCAGCGCUGCCGGCGGAGGCCUGCCCGCCGCUCCCCGGAAAUAUCUUGCGCAGAGCUUUUAGAUAAUGCUAUGUGCAGUGUCCAAUUGUUCAUUUUGUUAUAUUAUAUUAAUUCCUUCGAUUUGUAAUCAAGAUUGAGAUAUAAGUUUUGAAAUAUAAUUAAACGGGUAUG